GUUGGGGUCAAGUUAAAAAUGGCGGAUAAAGGUUUAUCAUAGAAAAGAUGUUCAGCACAGAAGAUUUAAGAAAAAGAUGAUUGUUCUAUCAAGCUGUCUCAUUCCAACUUUCUAUCAUUCCUCAACCUGUCAAAACAUCUUUUAUAAAAUAAACUCUGACAUUUUUGUCACCAGUGCAUCAAAAUGGCUGGAAAGUAAUCAACAAAGUUCUUAGUUUUAUCCACAUUUUUCCUUCAAACAUGGAUAAACGAGAUAUUUUACAUGGCAGUAGACAUCGAAGUGGGGCUACAAACUUGGAAAAUAUUGAAAACCAGCCCCCCCAUACUCAAAAUAGACUUAAGGGUAUUGAUAAGCCUGGGAAUGUUGAGGGGGGUCAAAAGUCGCUAAACUUUGGAUCAAAUGUCAGUAAAAUAAAGGAAAUGUUUCAAGCCGGACAAUCUACAGCAGGUAAACCUAAAAUGGCAGAGUUACCUCCCCCUGUUUCUGGUGUUAAUGAAGCUGAUCGUUGUCCAGCAUCAAAGAAACAGAAGAUGAAUGAUUCUCCCGAACACCGGCAUACUUUAGAGUCAAAACCAGACGUUGAAGUGCCUGAGCCAAUUGACCCUAAGCUUCUGGAAGCGACCAAUCAUGUACAGAGAUUUAAUUAUACUCGCGCCUUGUUUGCCAGAAUGGAAGCUGAAACAAUAAAAUCUCAGGACAGUCCAGAAAAAUCUAAAUCAAAACCUGUUUCAACUCGGAAAUCUUCUCCUAUUCGUGUUAUUCCUAGAUCACCUGUAUUGACCCCUUCUUCAAGUUCACCCACAAGUCCAGAUGCACGAUCUUUCCAUGUAGCAGACACAUAUGGGGCCUCAUCUCAGCGCAUGUCGAGAAAAGAUUCUAGUUCAAGUAGUCGUAGCCAUGGUCCUCCAGUUUACUCACCACGUGAACGCUCAAACAGUGACCAAUCGCGUCGUAGAAGUGAUAAGGACUAUCAGAGACGCACUCGUACAAAUAGCGAUUCCACAAGUGAAAGCACAGAAACACAAAGUAUAGAAAGUCCAAGAUAUGGUAGUUCAACUAGCUCUGAUAUGAGUAAUCACGGCAGCCCAAGAUCAAAACAUUUAGACACAAGUAGCACUAAUGAUAAUUCAGCAAAUUUACGAAGACGAACAUUAGAUGUUGAACACGUUGAAGAUGGUAGCCGUGAUCGAACUGGAAAAUUUUAUGGAAAUUUGGGUGUUAACAAUAAUGCCUCUUCAUCUGAGACUACUACAUGCACGUCAUCUAUCAAAUUUGUGCCAAAAUUGACAAAACCCGAUCCUGCUCCUUUAGGGGCUGAGCGAAUCAACAAGCUUAAUUUGCGAACAAACCUAAAUCAGAAUCAAAAUGAGGCAUCCAAUAAAAGUGGUGUACGUACUCGUCAAUAUCCUGAUUCCAUUUCUAAACAUUCCAAAGACAAUGAUCAAAAAGAGGGCAAUAACUCUGAUAGAUUACGCAAUACAAAAACACAAGAUGGUGAAACUAAUCGUAGACUGAGUCGUGAUGAUAUAAAAGCAGCCAUGGCUAAGGCUGAUGCAUAUUUGGCUCAUUUGACAGAUUCCCCUAAAAAGAAAGAAACAGGCUCUGAAUAUAAACGUCGUUCGUGGGAUCCACGGGAUUCGAGCGAAGAUAAAUAUAAUCACAAGAGAAGGUCCUGGGAUGCUCGCGAUUCUCAAGAAAGAAAGAGUUUGACCGAAGACAAUUUAGAAAAUGGUUGUAAUAAUUCAUGCACUGAGGAUGUGAUUGACAAAAUGGAUGCAACUGUGUCAAUGAAGCUUAAGGCAGAUCUUGGUUCUCCACGAAAAGAAUUUAUAGUGGAAAAAAUUGACACUAAGACGCUUGUUUCAACUCUCACAAAACCGACUCCACUCCCGAAACGAUCUGCUCCUGCUCUUCCUCUUAAACCACCAUAUCCCGGAAACACAAACUCAUCGUCUGUCGUGCGACCCCUUGCACCACCCCCGCCUGCCCCUAAACCUGGAUUAAGAGAAGCUAAGAAGUCCGAAGUAAGUUCAGUACCUAGUGAAUCACAAAGCUGGCCUCCAUUAUUAAAUGGUAAUGAGGACUGGAGGAAUACUGAUCCCCCUGCCUAUGAAAGGAGCAGAGAUCCGCCUGCAUAUGAGGAUAGUUUACGAGAUACUGCCAGAGAAAAUGAAACCGCUUUACUGGCAGAAAAUACAGAAUUACAAAACUCAACACCAAGUGCUCAACCUAAUUUAUUUGAACGAAGAGAGGAAGGUGAAGCUGAUAUAUUUUCUAAAAGAGAACAAGGAGAUGGCCAUGAGGAUCCUGAUUUACCUCUUCCACUUGAAGCAGACAGCGAUGUUAUACCUUACGUAGCUCAAGAUAAUUUUCUAGAAAUAAAAGGAUUAUCAAGUACAGAUGAGGAUAGCAGUGAAGAGGAAAUAGAAUAUAGAAAAGCAACAAAAAUACGAUUCAGUCGUCAUCCAAUAAAGAUGUUUCCCACUUACUCCACUGAAGAUUAUGACAGACGAAAUGAGGAUGUGGAUCCAGUGGCUGCCUCAGCUGAAUAUGAACUUGAAAAGCGUGUUGAAAAAAUGGACGUCUUCCCUGUAGAUUUAAUUAAGGGACCAGAAGGUCUCGGAUUAAGUAUUAUAGGUAUGGGUGUAGGAGCAGACGCAGGGUUAGAGAAAUUAGGUAUAUUUAUAAAAACAUUAACUGAGGGUGGAGCUGCACAAAAAGAUGGCAGAAUCGCAGUAAAUGAUCAAAUAAUAGAAGUAGAUGGUAAAAGUCUAGUCGGGGUUACACAGGCCUAUGCAGCAUCAGUUUUACGCAACACUAACGGAACAGUCAAAUUUUUAGUUGGUCGAGAACCAGACCCUAGUAAAAGUGAGGUAGCUAAAUUAAUACAACAAUCUUUAGACCAGGAUCGAAGACGUGAAGAAAUACGUCGACAAGAACAUGAAAGACUUCAGGAAUUACGUGACGAAUUCCAUCCUAAAGAUGAAGUAUUGGAACAUGAGCAUCAUAAUCAUAUACAUCAGUUAGAGCGAGAAGAAUCAGAUCGGUCUUAUAUGGAAGAAGAAGAGACUGAGGAGGAGAAGGGUAUGGAGGAUGCUCAAGAAAAAGAAGAGGAAGAAGAAGAAGAGGAGGAGGAAGAAGAAGAAGAAGAGGUAGAAGAAACCUAUAUUGAUGCAGGUGACGCCACACCCAUGUCAGCUCCAUCAGGGAUGGACUCUGACAGUACACCUGCUAGUUCACCUGAAGAGAUGGGUGAUAAGCCAAAUGUGGAGGUAUUUGAAUUAGCAGAAAGUAGCAGUGAUACAACUUCACCUGAUAUGGAUCCACAGGCUCUCUUUGUUAAAUUAAAAGAGGCACAUUAUAAAAAUGCUGUAUCAGAAGCAGAACUUGCCAAACUUAAAGCUAAGAUGAUUUUGUUAGAAAAUGUUGAAGUACAGAAAAAACAGACAGACAAAAAAGUUGAUGAACAAAGUUUACGGCUUCGAGAAUUGGAAAAAGCCCUGGAAAGUAGCCGUAAAGAAAUCUGUCAGUACCAGGAUUUAUUAGAAGAUUCUCAGGGUCAAUAUAUUGCCUUAGAAAAACAGAUGAAAAAUGACUGUAUAUCUUUAGAAAAAAAAUAUUACAAAGCUAAAAAACUUAUAAAAGAUUUUCAACAAAGAGAAAAAGAUUUUAUUCAGGAGCGUGAAUCGUUACUUCAACAACAAUCCGAAAAAGAUCAACAAUAUAAUGCACUAGUUAAAUCUUUGAAAGAUAGGAUAUUUGAAUUAGAGAAAGAUUUAACGACAGCUCAGACAGCUGCUGGGUUACCUGUUAAUCUACAGUCAGGAAAUGACAAGAUAAAUAAAUUAGAUGUAAUACCUGUAUCCAAGCCAGUCAAACCUCUUGUUAAAACAACAUCUACAGAAGAUGCAAUAUCACCUGUUGGAAGUGUAUCCGAGGUUUCAUCUGGUUCAGAAAUAUUUGGUUCAGAUCCAAUCCUUACACCUGAUGUUGAAUCACCAAAGACUCCACCAUUUGUAAAUAAUAAAUCAAAAGAAGAGUUUGAAGAAGUACCGAGUACACCUUUAUUAGAUACUACAGCAAGUAAAGCUAAAGCUGCCUUGGCUAAUAGUUCCAGACGACCUCCAACUAAACGCUCUAAGUCUACUGAUAGUGAGUUAGAUGGAGUUAAUAAUACUGGUGUUAUUAAAGAAGACACAGAAAGUCGACAAGAAUCUGAGAGUGGCCUUGAAACCUGGAUCAAACAUGACAGCGACAGUACUGUUAGAAAAAGUAAUAAUAAAAAACGAAGAGGUCAACCUUCCUCUAGUAAUAUGAUGCCCUCGUCCCCUCCCCCUCCUCCUCCUCCUACACAACAUCCACCACCCCUUAGUGGUGAGGGUGAUAAUGAUAGUGUUUCCACGAAUAGUCACUCUAGACAGGAAAGUCAGUCAGAUACCUCCUCUUCUGUAUCACAGACCUCAUAUGAUCCACAUAGACCACAAUUUCGUGGUUUGGAUUCAGAAAUUCCUGCUUCAACAGAUGUAAAUGAAGAUUCAGGGGCCAUAACCUUGGUUUCAGCUAAACCUGCCAAAGGUUUCGGAAUACCCAAAUUUAAUAUGAAACCAAAACAACCCGGUUCAACAAACAGCAGUACAAGUAGUAUCGUACUUUUAUCCAAUCGACGCUUAGAUUCUAAUGAUUCUUUAACUGACUCAGGGGGAAUAACUCUUAUAUCACGGACACCAAUUGAUACAGGUUAUGAUGUAACAAGUUCUACAAGUGACAUCUCAUCUUCUAUGAUGGUGUCAGAAUUUGAUGAAGAUGGUGCCAAAUCUACUUUCACUUUAAAUAUAUCAGGAACACCUGCAGCAGAGGAGAAUUUAUCACCGAACAAAAGAAAUUUGAAUCAAUUUCAGUCUUGUCCUAUACCAGACUGGACAACAGAACAUGUGUGUCACUGGUUAAUUGCACUAGAAUUAGAGAAAUAUACAACAGUUUUUCGUGAUAAAAAUAUAACCGGCUUACAGCUACUUGCUAUUGAUGGUUCUAAAUUAAAGGCCUUAGGUAUUAUUAAUGGUAAAGAUAGAGAAGUAUUAAAGAAGAAAGUGAAAGAAAUGAAAACAGCAUUAGAAAAAGAAAAGAAGCAGCAAGAAAAAGAACGAAAGGCUAGAGAGAAGGAACAAAAGAAGCAGUUAAAGAAGAAAUGAAAUUAAGAAAACAUAUUUUAUACUCAAUUCAUCUAUUUUCAAAUCUUCAUCAAUGUUUUUCAGAAACAGAAUAUUCUGACUUAAUUUUACAAAAAUUCAAGAGUUCUAUAAUCAGAUCAAACAAAUGUUAAAAGUUUUAGAUACAAAGAUAUUGGAAAUCCAUAAAAGCCAAAAGAAUAUUUUCAAUCAUCAAUUUUUUAAAUCAUGUUAUUAUAGAAAGAGUUAUGUUUGACUCUCUAAGGCCUUUAUAUAUUAGGUAGCUUUCUCCGGAAUAAUGACAAAAUAAUGAUCGAUAGUUUAUUAAAGGAUCAUCAAAAAAACACUGAUGACAUGUAUAUCUUAAUUCAUAAGAUCUGCAAGAUCAGAUCACAAAAUGUGGUAACAAUAGAUUUAAUUUAUUUUAAAAAAUCAGCAUAUGUAGGAAGGUCUUCAGAAUUGAUUGUGCCUUAAUGGAGCCAUAAAAUAAAUUGGAGAUUAUUGGCCAGUGUGAGCAAUGAAUGUCUCAUAUUAAUACUGCAUUUUAGAUAAACAUAGAUUCUUUGUUUUGGUUAAACUUGACUAGUAUAGAGAAAUUGAUGAUAAUGAAUGAAAUGGUUCUUCUGCCUUUUUCUAGUGGCCUUGCCCUUUUCAAGCAGUGCUUAGCUUGGAAAUAAAAUUAAGUAAGGAAAGUGUGUAAUAGAUUUAUGGUAGUUUGCCAUUGAGAAAUUAUGAAUAGACAGUAUGGGUAGAUGAUUAGAAUUUCUAUUAAAGAAAUCAAAUAGAAAAUUAUUAUAUGAAUAUUACAUGAUGAACAUUAUCACAAUACACAGGAAUGUGCCUGGUUUUAGUUAUAAAAAUAUUUUUAUGGUAAAUAUUGAAUUCAUUUUGUUAAAAUUCAUGAGAAAUUAGACUUAAUUGUACAAAGAAUAUGAAUUUAAAUUGUUCAUUUGUCUUGUACAAAAUACAAAUUCUGAUCCUUUGUUCCUACAAUUUAUUUCUUUCAACCAUUUUUGGCUUUGUAAAAUUAGCAUAAUGGUUUAUUUAAUUUUGCUCUGACAGUGUCAGUUGAUCAUAGAAAGGUAUUUUGUUAAUGGUUUAAUCAAAUUUCUGUUUUACUGUAAUUCUUUUUGUUUUUUGAUUUUCUUUAGUUUUUAAACAAUUGUUAGAUAUGCAAUGAUAGAAAAUAACAUACCAUGGCACAUCCCUAAUUAUAUACAUACAGGCAUCACAUCAUUUCAAGUAUUAAAAUAUAAGUUUAUAACGUCAUUAACAAGGUGUAAUUUAUUCUUACAUUAUAAAUUAUGUGUAUGUUAAAUAUAUAUAGAUAAUGUUUGUUAGUUGUAUGUUUGUUUAGAAAUUGUAUAUUUUGUAUAUUUUUUAGAUUUAUGUAUAUUUGUUUACUAAUGUGCAUGCUCUUCGAUAUUUGUAUACAGUUAAAUGGUAGUACUGUAGAGACUUAGGGCUUCAUUCUUUACACAUAUUUUUUUAAUCCCGAUUGCAAAUAAACGUUUUAAUAAUAAAUAUUAACAUUUAUUCAAUCAUGAAGGUUUAUAUUUGAGACAUUCAAAAUUUCUGUAAAGGAUGACAUAUUUUAACUAAAGUGUAAGCUGUAUAUUAGUAAAUAAAAUUUACUAUUAUCCUAGGCCAUAGUUAUAUGGCUGGUCAUCAUCUCACUAGUCUCAGUAUGACAUUAGUAAAACAAUACUGGGGUGUGCACAUCAGGUAAAUAGUUAGUGCUUGCCGUUACUGCGUAUUAUGUUGUUUCUCUAUUUUGUAUAUUUUUAUAUAGUUUCACAAAAUAUGAUUGGAGAUCAAAUCAAUGUAUCAUGGUGAAGAUAGUAGGACCCUGUUGAACAGAGGAUACUUACAUACACAUAACUUUUAUAGGCAUGUUAAGUUAAAUGUAAAGGUUUAUGUGUAUGUAAGUAUACAAGUGCUUUGUUCAAGUGUUUUAAUAUUCUUACAUAUCGGAUAUUUACUAAAGCAAACAUAUCCUGAUUUGCUUCUAGCAGCUCAUAAAUGCAGGGAUUACAGGAAUUUACACUUUCAUAAUCACAUUGUUUUACCAUAAGGCAAAUUACGCUUGUAUCGUAUCCCCAAUGGCUAAUUUUAGUAAAAGAUUUCUCUUGACUAAAACAGUGUUUAAGUGUGAAGGCGUAUGGAACAUUCGACUCAAAUUUGCAUUGGGGAAUACAGGUUCAUUAUAUGGUCUUUAAUUGCAAUCCAUAAUAUUAUAUGGAUUAUUGUUAUUGAAAGACCUACCUUAUAUGAGUAUAUAUCAAUAUAUCUUUUAUAAGACUGUUCUUAUUGUACAUUUCAUUUUACUUAAAAAAAAAUCUUUACUUUUCAUAAAAGUAACUGUCUCUUUGUGAUUUAACUUUCAAUCAGUCAAAUGUGUUUCUGUGUUCUCAGAUUUUUUGCAAAUGUCUCAAUAUGAAAUCUAUACAAUGUUUUUCCUUCUCAACAGAUUUUUAUUUUCUAAAUUGUCAUUUGUUGGAUAUCUUAUGAAGAUAUUAAUUAAUUUGUAUAUAUAGAAUAAUAAGUGCUGAAUAUAAAUGUAUGUAAACAUAGUGUUCAACCUUUUCAUUUUCACAAAACUUGUGGUGUAUCCCUCUAAGAACAUAGUAUAUUACAGUCAUAGUUAAAAAAAUAAAAUGAAUUGUUUCUUGUACUAUGAUAAUGGCAAAGAAUUUACAAGCAUGUAUAGUUGUCAUAAAAAUGGUCAGAAUAUUUAUAAGGUGGGUCUUCUUUGUUUUUGGUCAAAUUAAAGCAUUGAACUGGGUUAAUCUGGUAUGUUAUUUUCAUUAGUGAUGAGCCAAGUUCUGUAUGAUUCAGAGCUAUAGGAAGUCAGUAGGUUUACGGAAUUUUUUUUUAAACUUUGGGUUAAAGAGAGGCACUGCUCGGCAAUAUGCAAUUUAAAAUAUCCCAUUUCUUAUAGUGCUAUAUUAACAUCAAAUGUUCAGGAAUUAUUGCAAUAGCCAAAAUAAUUCUAAUCAGCAGUUUUGGGGGAAUUUGCUUAAUAUGACUGUAAAAGUAUUUUAGAUGUAGAUCUAAUGAAACAAAUGAUUAUUUCAAAUAUAAUACCUGUCCCUUUAGUCUACAAUUGUACAAACUUUGAAAUAGAAGUCUUGAGUCAAUAUUCUAAUAGGCAUUAAAGAAGCUAAACCACUUUAAAUUAGAUAUAAUUUAUGAUUGGGUUGAUCAGCUCUAGAUUAAAUUUUAGUUUCAAACUAUUAAGCAAAAUUGGCUUGUUUUACUGAAAUUAUCUUUAUUUUCACUGACUUUGAACAUGUAGAUAAACUUCCAUCCCAUAAACAGAUGAUCAUAUAAAAUCCAGUGAAGUCAACAAUUUAAGCUUUGACCCAUAUCAAAAACCUUUAGCCAUUUUAAGUUUUCAUUACUUUUUACAAUGUGCAUAUUCAUGGUUUAAUAUUUGUCCAGGGAUUUUUUUUAUUCAUUUCUUUGAUAUAUGUGUUAUAAAAUAGUCCAUUAUAUUGUUUAGAGCUCAACAUUGUUUUAAUACUGCCUUAAAUAACUCAACAAUCUGCAUGACAUUUUUUUUUUUUUUUUAAAGUGUGCAUAUAUGUUGUAUUUUUGAAUGAAAUUUUUUGUACUCUUUAGUACUAAAUUGAAAUUUGAUGUUUAACAGACGUCAAAUUUUAUAUACAAUUUUCUAAAAAUUUGAAUUUAGCUGUUGACUAGUGCUCAAUUUUCUGAUAAUCAUUAGUAUAUUUCAAUAAUUAUUGUUACAAUAAAAAAGAAGAUAUUUUUGAAUAAAUAUUUUUAUGCGUUACAGUUAGGGGUUCUAUUUUAUAAUUUCUUGUUUAUUAGCCUUGAAAAGUGUACAGUUACUUCUGCCAAGAAAUAUUAAUAAGUAUCAUUUAAGUUAUUCCAUAUUAGUGCCACAAAAGAAGUUGAUUUUUUUUUUCUCUCACUCAAAUUUUUUGAAUUUGAAAAUAAAUUAUCACCCUUUAUUUUUUUAAUGUCUAUUUUAUAUUCUUAAUAAUUUAUCACAAUUUAUUCAUUUUGCCUCUUUUUAUUUUCAUUUUAAUUUCUCCUGAAUAUUAUUUGCAUAUUUCGAUUACUAUACUUCAAUACACAUACAAAAUAGGUACUUUUUGUUUUCAUUAAAAUAUGGAUAAAUGUCUUCGAAAUCAUGCCCAAUAUUCAACAGUUGAUUGAAACUAACUAUACUCUUGAAAGAAACCUCAGGAACUAUUUUGUAUGCUGUAUUCAUUUGUUAUGAUUUUUGUUGAUUUGUGAAGUUUUAGUUUAUUUCAUUUCAUUGCAAAUAAUUUCAGAUAUGGAGAACUUCCUUGUUUUAUUUCCUUAAACAAUGCAAACCAGUUUUUCAAUGUAUUACUCCUGGGUUUGUUUUGAUUUUUUUUUUUUUUUUUCACUUCUAAAAUAAAAAUGGUGAUAAUUUAUUUUGACAUAUAUAAUAUAGGUAAUUUAAUGACUUAAUUUCCUUUUUCUAUAUAUCACAAUUUUUAGGUCUAUAUAUAUAUCACAAUCUUAAGGGUUUUUUUUAUACUGUUCAUAUUAUCCUGAUACGAUGGACUAUUCAAUGAAAUUUGACUUAUUAAAUUACCAAUUAUUCGAACCUGUGGUUUUGGUUGGGGUUUGUUUUGUUGUUUUUUGUUUAGAUUAAAUUAAGACUUGAAAAUGCACUAUAUGUUCAUAACUUUUCUUACUGAUUUUAAGUGCUAGCUAACCAUGAUAUUUAUAUUAACUUCAGCAUUAAUGUUCAUAUAAAUUUAGUGUGAUUCAAGACAAUUUGUAAAAUUGAAAGAAAAUCAUCGAAUUUGUCUACUUACAUACUGAUUAAUACUUAAACUAGUUAUUUUCUUACAAUAUUAGAAUGUGACUAAAGCAUGUCGUUCCUAUAUUAGUAUGAAUUUAUGGGCAAUUUAUGUUUUCACAUUAAAAUAUUUUAUGUUUGGAAUUGUUAAAGUAAUAUAGAAGAUGGCAAACAAGAAUUAGAUGGACUAGAAUAACCAGGAAAGCAGAAAGAUUUUAGAAAUUGUUUAUUAGGUAAGGUUUAGGGAGCCAAGAAUUCAUUUUAGUUCGAAAAUGCAUCUUGUCUGAAUAUUAUCAGCAAGACUUUGUGCUAAAAUUUAUAUUGGAUACAUUAUUUUAAGUUUAUCAUUCAAUAGAUGUAAAAAUGUUUAUACUCAUCAGAUCAUAAAUUUCAACAUAAAACAUUUUUAUUGUAUAUUCAAAAAUUCAUUUUCUUUCAUAUUUUUCUACGAUUUUGUGAAACGAUGUUGUGAGCUUCUUGUUCUGGCUAAUACAUACAAGUCAUGUGAUUACGUGUUUUAUUAGUGGAUGAUUGAUAUGCUAGAACCUUAAUUAAAAAAAAAUUGUAAUUUAAGAAAAAUUGUAAUUUAAGAAAAAUGGUAAUAUUAUUAUUAUUAUUAUAUAUAAUUAAUUAUAUUCAUUAUAAUAUAAUCUGUAAAAUGGAAUUGGGAUUUAUAGUAAAAAAUCAUAUCAU
This is a messenger RNA of Patella vulgata (common limpet), 10662 nucleotides long. RefSeq names its product neurabin-1. Gene Ontology annotation, cellular component: actin cytoskeleton; postsynaptic density; dendrite. Gene Ontology annotation, molecular function: actin filament binding. The record is from RefSeq and is a predicted model, not a curated record. NCBI's taxonomy places the organism in Eukaryota, Metazoa, Mollusca, Gastropoda, Patellidae. The transcript has 23 exons. The coding region runs from base 240 to 5189 and encodes 1649 amino acids. Gene Ontology annotation, biological process: calcium-mediated signaling; actin filament organization; neuron projection development.